Molecule: messenger RNA, 483 nt
Organism: Capsella rubella
Lineage: Eukaryota; Viridiplantae; Streptophyta; Magnoliopsida; Brassicales; Brassicaceae
Product: agamous-like MADS-box protein AGL104
Exons: 2
Coding region: 1-483 (160 amino acids)
Biological process (GO): positive regulation of transcription by RNA polymerase II
Molecular function (GO): cis-regulatory region sequence-specific DNA binding; protein dimerization activity; DNA-binding transcription factor activity, RNA polymerase II-specific
Source: RefSeq, a predicted model, not a curated record
AUGGUAAAGGUAAAACUUGCAUGGGUAGAGAAUAACAAAGCAAGAGCCAUAUUUUUUAGGAGAAGAAGCGAAGGAGUACUAAAAAAAGUAAAAGAGCUAACCAUAUUGUGUGAUAUAUUGGCUUGUCUCAUCAUUUUCAGCCCUAAUGACGCUGAGCCAAUGGUGUGGCCAUCUGUUGAGACGGCUCGUGGCCUCUUAGACAAUUUCUUCAGCUUACCCAAAGAUAGAAUCAUACUUGGUAGGGAAAUGCUAGGUUCCAUGCAGUUUUCUCCUCUUCGUGAUCCACCGGUGCUUCCAUUUGAGGUGCAAGUCGAACAGUUAGCUGAGAAGAGAGAUGAAGCAACAGUUCUUAUUGAGUUGGCCAACAAUGAUGUUCGCCAAGAGCCACCUCCUAAUGAAACAUUUGCUAGAGAAGAUCAUGUUGAUCUGUCGUUGCUUGGUAUAGAUAAAGAUUGGUUGAAACUGAAUAAUUAUCAUUUCUAG